AUGAGUGAAAUUACUGAAAAUAAACAAGAAAUCGAGAAAGAUCCAACCAAUACUUUCCUCACAGGUGUUAACAUUGAUGUUGACGCUUGGAGAGAGCAAACUGUUGAAGAACUAACUGCCUGGCUCAAUGAUAUUAAGAAUAAAAAGACUGAAUUUGGAGAUCCACUUGUUGAAUUUCCCGAAGGUUGGGAUAAAGAUCAGAACCUUACAACAAAUCAACAAAUUGAUGUAAUAGCAAAAGGAUUAGCAGAUAAAUUACAGGGAGCGGAAGCAAAAGAAGCCAAAUCUGACUUACAAAGUAUUAGAGCUCAAGCAGAUAAGCUUAAACAGCUAGAAAAGCAACUUGCAGCAUUUGAUGGCGAUGAUGAAGAACUAGAGCCUGAAUUAUCAAAAGAAGAUGAAGAUAUUCUGAAUGAGGAAAUAGUAAUUCCAAAUAUAGAUGUAUCUGGCCCUAAUCCAUUUGAAAUUGAUGCUGAUUCAUUGAAAAGAUUAAAAGAAAUUGACGAAAAACUCGGAACUACUGAAGAAGAUACAAAACCCCCGACAAGAACAAUGGAAGAAAUCAAUAAUGAUAUACUUAAACUUUACAAAAACCCAGAAGGUGAUAAACCGGAAGACGUCUCUCUUAUUCCAAACGAAACAGAUGAUAAAGAUGGAGAUGAAACAAAAGAGCCUUCAUCUGACCGUUCUUCUUCUACACCAAAGUUACCUCAAGAGACUUCUGUAACAAUUCAGCCUCCAGAAAUUCUAUCAGCUCCUAAAUCACCACCUCAUAAAUCAUCACUAAAAUCUCCAUUACCAUCAUCUCUAAAUCAAAAACCAAUUCCACCUUUACAGCAAAUUUCAGCAGAUAUCCAGCUGAAGCAAAUCAAAUCAAAGAAACCACUAACGAAGAAAUAG
Trichomonas vaginalis G3 is the source of this 900-nucleotide messenger RNA. RefSeq lists its product as uncharacterized. The coding region runs from base 1 to 900 and encodes 299 amino acids. The transcript has a single exon. The record is from RefSeq and is a predicted model, not a curated record. NCBI's taxonomy places the organism in Eukaryota, Parabasalia, Trichomonadida, Trichomonadidae.